This is a messenger RNA of Falco peregrinus (peregrine falcon), 4159 nucleotides long. RefSeq names its product WT1 transcription factor (gene WT1). Bases 136 to 1284 code for a protein of 382 amino acids. Gene Ontology annotation, molecular function: DNA-binding transcription factor activity, RNA polymerase II-specific; RNA polymerase II cis-regulatory region sequence-specific DNA binding. NCBI's taxonomy places the organism in Eukaryota, Metazoa, Chordata, Aves, Falconiformes, Falconidae. Gene Ontology annotation, biological process: regulation of transcription by RNA polymerase II; negative regulation of apoptotic process; negative regulation of cell population proliferation. The transcript has 9 exons. The record is from RefSeq and is a predicted model, not a curated record. Gene Ontology annotation, cellular component: nucleus.
GGGCUGAGCUCGCCAGCCUGGUGCCUGCAGCCGGAGCCGGCCUCCGGCUUGGCGGGCAGGGGCCAGGUGUCCUGGAACAAGUGCGGCCCGGGGGGAGACUGGCUGCCCGGCGGCAGGCAGAAGGUCUGCGAGCAGAUGAGCUCCGAUGUCCGAGAUCUCAACGCGCUGCUGCCCUCCGUGCCCUCCUUGCCGGGUAACAGCAACUGCACCAUGCCGGUGAGCAGCGCGGCGCAGUGGGCUCCCGUCCUGGACUUCCCCCCGGGGGCCUCCUACGGCUCACUGGGGCCGCACUCCUUCAUCAAGCAGGAGCCGAGCUGGAACGGAUCGGACCCGCACGAGGAGCAAUACCUGAGCGCCUUCACCGUCCACUUCUCCGGCCAGUUCACGGGCACGGCCGGGGCUUGCCGCUACGGGCCCUUCGGCGCCCCGCCGCCCAGCCAGCCGCCCUCCGGCCAGGCUCGGAUGUUCCCCAACGGGCCCUACCUGCCCAACUGCUUGGAGAGCCAGCAAGCGAUCCGCAACCAGGGUUAUGGCACCGUGGCGUUUGACGGGACCCCGAGCUACGGCCACACGCCGUCUCACCACGCCGCGCAGUUUACAAACCACUCCUUCAAACACGAGGACCCCAUCAGCCAGCAGCCCUCCCUAGGGGACCAGCAGUACUCGGUGCCACCCCCGGUGUAUGGUUGUCACACCCCCACUGACAGCUGCACGGGCAGUCAGGCCCUGCUCCUGCGGAACCCCUACAACAGUGACAAUUUGUACCAAAUGACCUCACAGCUUGAAUGCAUGACAUGGAACCAAAUGAACUUGGGCUCCACACUGAAGGGCCAUACAGCAGGAUAUGAAAAUGAGAACCACAGCGCUCCCAUGUUAUACAGCUGUGGGGCCCAAUACAGAAUACACACCCAUGGAGUUUUUAGAGGCAUACAAGAUGUCCGACGGGUGCCAGGAGUAGCUCCAACUAUUGUCCGAUCAGCAAGUGAGACAAAUGAAAAACGUCCCUUCAUGUGCGCGUACCCUGGCUGUAACAAGCGAUACUUUAAGUUGUCCCAUUUACAGAUGCACAGCAGAAAGCACACUGGUGAAAAACCUUAUCAGUGUGAUUUUAAGGACUGUGAACGGAGAUUUUCUCGUUCAGACCAACUCAAACGGCACCAAAGACGACACACAGGUGUGAAGCCCUUCCAGUGUAAAACCUGUCAGAGAAAGUUCUCCAGAUCUGAUCAUCUGAAGACUCAUACCAGGACUCAUACAGGUACCACCAGCACUGAUGACCACUAGUUAACCUGUCCAGGUCUUGACCACAAUUUAUCCAUCUCACUUGGGAAUCAUACUGGCAGCAGCAAACAGUGUCAAGUUUCAUAUUGUGCUAUAAAGCAGUUGCUUCAAUCAUCCGUCUUCUUACCAAACUCUUCCUUUUCUUUUGACCUGUAAGAUUUGUGUAAGAAUUUUACAGAACAGUAAAAUCCAGUUUAUAAAUUGCAGUACUGGCCUUCUGUAGAAUUGUGCUGAAACCAUAAGCACAAAUAACUUCUUAGAUUAGGAUGUCAUAGACUGACUUUUAAGUAAAAGUUAACUCAGAGUUGGGGUGGCUUAAAUCAGUUCAGCAGGUUGAAAAAGACAGUCUUUCUUAGAUGAUGAAGUGUGAAAAUGAAGAUAAAAAAAAAUUACUGUUUCUUUGUCAUACUGCCUACUUUUCUUUGGAAGUAAGUACAGCCUGCCUCAACACCCUUUGACCUUGCAAAAUAUUUGUAUCUCUUUAGCAAAAAUCUUUAAUGUAUCUUGCCAAGCUUUUUCUCUAAUGUACACAAUGGAGUUCUAUGAUGGGUUGAGCUUUCUCUCUUAAAGUGCAGCUGCAUCGUCAAGAAAACUCAACAGUUAAUUCUUCAAGUCCUCUUUUUCGCAUGGGUAUUGCAUCACUGUUAAUUACUGUUGGGGUACUGUGACUCAUUUGUAUCAGUCAACUUUAUCUUUUGCUGCCAAAAGCCAGCAUCUCUCUGGAGAAACUCAUAACAAGUGUGGCAAACAUCAAAUAUUUGGAGUGAAUGGUGUACCUAAAACUGCACAGAAUUAAAAACUAAAGCAACUCCUCCUUGCUUUCUUGAGAGAAAAGUUCAGUCGCAAUAACGAUGUCCUCUGAUUUACCCAGCAGUCUUCUGCAACUACAAAACAAUCUGGUUUUCAGCCUGCACCCAAAAUAGAGCGCUGCCAUGAGUGUUUACACUAAAAGCCAAAAAAAGAAAACUCAGCCUCCAGUUGUGCCUGCAUUAGUCAAACAUAAAUAAAACUAUCUUUUGUGAAAUACAACCAAACCUCUACUGCAGCGCAGGCCAGACUUCCAGUAAGCUGUAAAUAACUACAGCCAUGGUUUUGCUGCUUAGCGAAUUGCAUACCAAACAAUAAUGAUGGAUGGCUGCAAAAAAUGAAGCGUGGGUUGAUGAAUGACAGAGCAUGUCCUUUUGUUUUUGCUGUUGCCACUUCUUCAACGGAAGUACUUACUGCUACUCCACUGUUUGAUUUUGAUGAUCAUUGCAACCUCCAACCUGCCGAGUACAGUGAGGACAAUGGUAAAUGUGUACAAGUUGUUUUAAAAUUUUUAUUCCCAGUUAUUUUACAGUCUUUGUCAUGAGAGGCAUUUUAUGUCUCCCCUUUCAUUUCCUUGUUUUCAGGAUUCUAUCAGUAACGUAAGCCACCUUUACUGAAGUGCUUUCCUACAUGAAUUUCUUAGAAGCAGCCCCCAGACACUGGUUCUUGCAGCAUGCAGCAUAUUCCUCAUUUUUCAGCAAGCAGAAACUGUGCAGCAGGCCAAGUCUCUGUGAGCUUGACCUCCAUAUGAAGGAUGAGGGGGCUGCACUCUAUUAUAUCUUACAAGUAUCCUUAGCUCUCUGGAAAAUUUUCAGUCCCACAAUUAAUUGAGCAAAUCUUUCAUGCCUCUGCCCUCUGUUCUUCAACUGAAAAUAGUGACCAGUUGUUUUGGCUGAUGGUUAAUGUCUUACUGUGAUUGGCACACCAUUCCUGUCCUGUAGCUUCUAUAGCACCCCAGAAUAGAGCAUGUUCGUUAUAGAGACAACACUUCCAGUUUUUCUUGUCGCUUCAUGAUGUACAAGAUAUGUUGGGCAGGAAAGGGAAAGUGAUCUCUUCUUCGAUGGUAUCAGCUGGGAUUCAAGAAUUCACUUGCACCAGUUUUUUCAAGGUAGGUGAAUCCAGCAAAGGGUCCCUUCUACUCUGGGAAAACACGAGAGCUAACGUGCCUGAAUUGUAACCACAUGGUCUGCUUCUGGUGCACAUCAUGUUCUUUAAGGAUACGGACUGUACUGAACAAACAGGGAAGGCAUUAACUUGCUGCAAUUAGGCAACCGACCUGAAGGCGAGUCCGUCCUUCAGACAGGUGCCGAUUCCUGGAAGGGAAGGGGGGACUUGCAAAGAAGUAGCGCUUUCCUUCUUUUUCCUUGGUGGGUUAGGGGAGUUGUUCAUUUUAGAAGCCACUCCAGCCAGGCCUAUCUGUUUCAGGAUGUCAGUAGGACUCUUUUCACUGCUCCACCAACCAACCUUACAGCAACCGGGAACAGUUCCUGAAGAUGCAGGUAGGUGCCUUAAACCAGUGUUUCUUCCUCCUUCCCUUUCCCUAGGCGACAGGCACUGGAAAACCCUGUCAUGCACAGUCUUUUCCUGUCAUCAUUUUGACCUGACAGCAAAUCCAAUAUGGUAAGCAAGCUGCUCCCAGCACCUUGUCCAAAAGCCCGACAAGGCUCUGGAGUGGAUCGAGAGGCUCCAGGGAGGCAGCCACAGCCACACACCUCGGGGCUGCCUGAACUGAGCAGGAGGUGGGUACACAAAGGCCACCAGCAGGCACAGGUAUGCUGCCAGAGGGCGUGAACAAGUUCUGCUGCUCGGUCCUGCUUGAGCCCUGUUUGUACCUUCCCACUGGGGCUGGUACAGGCAGGGAGAAUCACUCAGCUUUUUAGUUAGGGAACUCUUUGUUGCUUGGGGAAAAUCCUCCUUCCCCCCCUUCCCCAAUUAACAAAAAAGUAAUUAAAAGCAGUGUAUGUAGUUCAGAAUGGCACUAAUGGACAAGAAAGCCCAGCUGCAAUAUUUGGGUAGAUCCAAUAAAAGAUUCAUUAGAAUUCUUGUAGUUAUUGGAAGUCCUGAUGACACA